CUUCCCGGCCCGGCCCGGGCCCCCUGCUUUCCCCCUGUCUGGGUCCCCCUUGGGCGGGGCAGGGCCAGCCGGGGAGGGGGCGCGGGGCCUUUGUUAGGGAGCCAGGCCCCAGCCCCCCGGACAAUAGAGACACCCUCCCGGACUCCCUCCCCGGCCGGCCGGAGCUGUCGGCGGGCAGGGAAGGAGAGGGGCCGGGACGCGUCCCACUCUGCCUACUCUCUGGGGGUCGGGCUGUCCCGGACCGGCGCUGGCCUCCGGCGGCUCGGCUCUCCUCCCCCCAGUCGGUAUGAUGCAGCAGCAGUGCCGCAGGGACGGGGGAAGAGCCGAGGCCCGGCCUCCUAUCCUCCCCAGUGCCCCUGGCUCAUUUGUCAAUCCCCACCCCACUCUAGGCCGGCAGCUCCUCAAACUCGUACCCUCCGCUGAGAGGGGCCCCGGACUCGGGGCGUUGUUUCUGAAUCCUUUGGUGGGGGUUCCUGGACUUUGAGGCUCUUAGAGAGACUUCCGGGCUGGUCCUGAGGGAGGGAGGGUGGUUAUCUAAAAGAAGAACAGGUAAGGGGAGUGCCCACUCCUGGCAUGCCAUCCCACCGGGCCACCCCCCUCUUGCUCACAGUGGUUAGAAAUGCCCCUUAGCACUGGGCUUCUGUGGGCUCUGUUCCCCUCCCUUAGUGGUAGGCUUAUUUUAAGAGAAGGCAGAGUGGGGUGAAGGUUGUAGGGGCCUAGGACCAUUUCUACUUCUGGUAGCAGUACCCCCCCAAGUGGACAUCCCGGCUGAAAGCAGAGGUGACUCUGAGGAGAGCCUUUAGGGAAGGGGGGGUGUAUUUAGGAGUCUGUGCAGUUCUUUGCCACACCCUGUGGGUUUGCUUUGAGGCCUUAGAGUUCCUUCUCCUCCCCCUGCUGCAUUGCACCAUGGGUAUCAAAGAGGGGUUUGAGUUUUGGGGACCUGGGGUGAGCUGCUGCCUCCUAUAGAGCUAGAUCUGAUUGGCAGUAGAUAAAGAGUCCAGAGCCUAAGCUCAGGCCUGGGAAGGACUAGGCCACCUUUGGGUUUCCAAGCCCUGGAGGACCAUCCAGAAUUAGUGAGCCUGGGCCUUGGGGUAGGAGAGACCCUGGUGCCAGGAUUAAGCUAUGGGCUUAGGUGGGAGGGGAGGUGGCAGUCUUCAGAGGUACCUUGGACUCAUACCAACGCCCACCCCCCCAUGUGUACAGCCGUGUUGCCGCCCGCUGUGCUAUGAACAGUCAGAGUGCCGUCUCCACAAGAGUUUACAAAUGAAAAUGGAGGAAAUGUCUUUGUCUGGCCUGGAUAACAGCAAACUAGAGGGAAUAGUCAGCCGAAAAGGCCCAAGGAUCCGGGAAGAAGAAAGAACACAAAGUCAAGAUGGGGAAAAUGGCAAAGAAAGGAUUAUUUUUGGCCAGGGCCAUCGCUCAGGAGAUAUAUGCGGACCUGGUCGAGGAUUCUUGUUUGGGAUUCUGCUUUGAGGUACACCGGGCUGUCAAGUGUGGCUACUUCUUCCUGGAUGACACGGACCCUGAGAGCAUGAAGGAUUUUGAGAUUGUGGACCAGCCGGGAUUGGACAUCUUUGGACAGGUUUUCAACCAGUGGAAGAGCAAGGAGUGUGUUUGCCCCAAUUGUAGCCGCAGCAUUGCUGCCUCCCGCUUUGCUCCCCAUCUGGAGAAGUGCCUGGGAAUGGGUCGGAACAGCAGCCGCAUCGCCAACCGCCGGAUUGCCAAUAGCAACAAUAUGAACAAGUCUGAGAGUGACCAAGAGGAUAACGAUGACAUCAAUGACAACGACUGGUCCUAUGGCUCGGAGAAGAAAGCCAAGAAGAGAAAAUCAGACAAGCUAUGGUAUCUCCCAUUCCAGAACCCCAAUUCCCCUCGAAGAUCCAAGUCUUUAAAACACAAAAAUGGGUUCUCUGUCUGUACCUCUGCAUCAAACACCCUUCCCCUUCUUUUUUCUUCUUCAGGGGAACUUAGCAAUUCGGAUCCUUUUAAGUAUAACAACUCAACUGGGAUCAGCUAUGAGACCCUGGGGCCAGAGGAGCUGCGAAGCCUGCUCACCACGCAAUGUGGGGUGAUUUCUGAACACACCAAGAAGAUGUGCACAAGGUCCCUACGCUGUCCCCAGCACACAGAUGAGCAGCGGAGAGCUGUGCGGAUUUAUUUCCUCGGGUCCUCAGCCGUCCUUCCAGAGGUCGAGAGCUCGCUGGAUAACGACAGCUUUGACAUGACGGACAGCCAGGCCCUGAUCAGCCGGCUUCAGUGGGAUGGCUCCUCUGACCUCUCACCCUCUGAUUCGGGCUCCUCCAAGACGAGUGAGAAUCAGGGAUGGGGUCUAGGUACCAACAGCUCUGAGUCACGGAAGACCAAGAAAAAGAAAUCCCAUCUGAGCCUGGUAGGGACUGCCUCCAGCCUGGGCUCGAACAAGAAAAAGAAGCCAAAGCCACCGGCACCCCCAACGCCCAGCAUCUAUGAUGACAUCAACUGACUUGGGUGCAAGGGAUAGCCUUUGGCUGAGCAGAGCCCUCUCUCCCAACCCCCACCCAGGUGGCAGAGCCUGGCAAAUGGACGGCUGCUGGGGGUUUGGGCAUGGGAAGCUUGGUGGGCCAGGCAGGCAGAGGAUCCAAUUAUGCACCCCUGGGGGGUGGCAGGGUCCUCUGCAACGGAGCACGAACCCUCGGCGUACAGGACUCAGACCUGGACAUAUUAUGCCUUGGACAUAAGUUUGGUGGGGAGACAGCUUUCCUAUUUAUUCUGUGAGUUACUGGAUGUCCAGCCAGGCCAGGGGCCUGGCUUGGGCACUGUGCCAGGGCACUGCCUGCCCCCCACCCCAGGAACUGGACUACGCCCUGCCGAGGGGCAUUGUGGCUGCCCGGGAGGCUGUGGGUUGGAAGCUGAGCCUGGAGGGGGCUUCCCCCAGCUGCCCUCAGCAAUGUGAAUGGGUCCGGUGCUUGGAGCUGAGGGGCAGGGCUGGGCCGUGUCCUGUCUGUGUGCAGAAUCCUAUCAGAUGCCCCCAUUCCUAGGGGUAGGCAGGCACAGAGUGCUGUCUGCUGAGGUAGGCGUCCAGAACUGCCGCCACCUUCCCUGCCCCUUACAGGGGCAGCCCUUUCCCCUCAGUCCCCAUGGGCCUCCUUGGCAGCCGGAGCUGUCCUUGUGCCUCUGCAGCUUCAAGGAAUGGGAAAGGGGAGGGUAGGAAGAGGGAGCUGUGUAUCAAAAUUACUCCCCACCCUACCUUUCUCCCCUGCCCCAGGGCUGGUGAGGAGUGGGGCCCCAAGGUGAGAGGGAACGGUGCUGCUUUAUUUGAAAUGUUUUCUUACCUCAUUCCCUGCCCCAGGAAGGGGCCCAGCCUCGCCCUCCUGGGGUGGCCCCAUGUUCCUCCUGCCUACCCUGCCCUAUUGCCCUACUGGGGCAGCCCAAGUUCCCAGCUGCUGCUUGCUACCCCCUCUUCCACCUUGAUCAGCUUCAGUUCCUCUCUCUAUGCUCCUGCCUCUGAAGUCUGCCCUCUUUCCCCUUCCCUUGGCCGCUUUUAAGUUAUUUAUUCUGUACUCGUGGUUCGGGGCUCUGAGGAAAUCCUGACCUUGUGCCUCCCCCCUUUGCUUAGGAGUAGGGUGGGAAGAGAGGGUAUUCUCUGUGCUCUGGGUUGUUAGUGGAGGAAGGGGUGUCAUGCCUAGGUAUUGCUCCUCUGUGGGGCUCUCAUGCCAGUGUGCCCACCUGCCUGGUCUACAUCCUGAGAUUUACUGUCCCACCUCCAGUGGGCACUGCCACUUCAGGAGCCAAGCUAUAGGACAGUAGUCUGGGCUGGGAGCAGAGCUGACUGACAGGGAUGGAGUUAGUGACCCUGAGCCAUGUUCGCUGGCACUCGCUGGAAAUGUCCCCUGCCCCUCCUCCCAGGAGGAGCCAUUCUAGUACCCAGGACUGGUUGGACUAGAGAGUUAAGGGAACAACAGAGAUAGGGCCCUAAUACGCUGUCUGGAACCCCAUUUUCCCCCCUGGGGUUGUUCUGAUUGUGGCUGAUGCCUGGUUACAAAUUGGUUUUUAACCCCAGAAUUGUGAUUAUUUUUUAAAACGCCAAGCAAAUUUUAGCAGGAGUUAGGGUACAUCCUGGGGCCUGGGCUCCCCUGCUUUUGACCCUUCAUAACCUUCUCCCUCUAAGGGGAAGCCAGAGGGAAAGGAGGAUCUCAGCAAGCCUCCAGCCUGCUUCCAAAGGAAGUCUUGGGAGUAGGUUGAAGGUGAAGGGAGGAAGGCCACAGGCCACUCUCCCUUCUGAGAGGCAGCUGCAGCUCAGGCCCUAAUAUACCCUUUCCCCUCUGGCCUCUCCCUUUCCCCCUUCUGGCUGGAGGAGGGAGAAGUGGGAAGUAGUUUGGGAACUGGUUUGUCCACAUCAACUUCCCCAUUGUUCCUUGGUCCGCCCUCAGGGCAGAGCCCCCUGCCCAGGCUGGGUAAGAGAUGGGCUUGGUCCAGCAGGGACCCUGAGGGAACCCCCUUUCCUUUUGGGGAGAGCGCCCCCCUACCAUGUAGUUGAACUGGGGCUAGGAGCUCCCCACUCCCCUCUUAACAGCAGGCUGUGUGGGUUUCAAUGCCCAUCCUUCCCACCCCCCGGCUAGGUGUCGUCCACCCUGUAUCCUAUCAUGUGUCUAAGUGUGUGUGGGGGGGUUCUGUACUGAUUUCCAUGGCCGGUGGCUUUUCCUUCCAUGCAUCACUCCCCCCCGCAUGCCCAGGGGCCACCCGCCUGGCAUUACCGCAUGCUGGGGUCAUUGGGGGAGGGGGGGUGGGGCUCACACUGUCCUGUGGUCUUGAGAAUUUUAUUUUUGCAUAUGUAAUCCAUCCUGUACAGGUAGCUAACUUUGUAAACGCUGUGUAUUCCCCCGCCCCCAUGGCUGCUGGUGUAAAUAAACUGCAUCUCCCGUUGGUA
This is a messenger RNA of Loxodonta africana (African savanna elephant), 4906 nucleotides long. It is a transcript of the gene ATXN7L3, whose product is annotated as ataxin 7 like 3. Gene Ontology annotation, molecular function: transcription coactivator activity. Gene Ontology annotation, biological process: positive regulation of DNA-templated transcription; regulation of transcription by RNA polymerase II. The transcript has 13 exons. NCBI's taxonomy places the organism in Eukaryota, Metazoa, Chordata, Mammalia, Proboscidea, Elephantidae. The record is from RefSeq and is a predicted model, not a curated record. The coding region runs from base 1373 to 2482 and encodes 369 amino acids. Gene Ontology annotation, cellular component: DUBm complex; SAGA complex.